AUGAACUUCAACGUCUGGAACAUCAAGGAGAUGCUGAGCACACCGACCGCCCUCGGGACGAAUAAGUUUUCCGGGCGGAGCAACACUGCCAGUGACUACUCGAGUCUGAGUGAUUCUCAGCUGCUCUUUGGUUCCCAGUUCUGCCCAGAGAAUCUGCAGUCAGCAGCAGCACCACUGGAGCUGGGCACACAGCUGGGACAGCAGAAUUCCCAGGAUAGUGAGCCCAGUAUUUUUACCAAAUACCAGACAAAACCACAGUUAUUUGAUGAAGAAACAAGAGAAAAAAGUUCUCUUAAUUUUGGUACAGUAAGAGUCAAAAGUGUCUUGGAAAAUUUUGAAGUGAAUAAGAACAAAAUAAAGGACAAAUAUGACCGUGAAGUCCUAAGCUCCUUUAUUUCCAGCAUCAAAGACAGGCUUCAAGAGCUGCAAGUGUGCUUCGAGAAGUUUGAAGAAAUGUUUGAUUCCAAACUCAAAUCCAGUUUGGUUUGCCUAGAAACGCUUUCCAAGACAUUGGAAGAUGCUUUUCAAAGUCACUGCAGCUUGGUGCUGAAAGCUUUGACAGAUAAAAGCCAAAUGGAGCAGGCACUGCUGGAGAUGGAGAGGAGACUUGCAGCUAAAGAUGUAGAGAUUUUGGAUGUGAAAUCCAGCAUCCAGCUGCUGAAAGAGGGUCUGGAGUCACUGCCAGCCCAGCUGAAUGACCAGUUCCUGAAAGCAUGUAAAGAACUUGACUUCCUGAAGCUAUGUAAUAUCUCAGCUGAGCAGCACACGCUUGUGUCUAGUGCCAGCCUGCCCCCUCACAUGACAGAUAAGUCUUUCCAGACCUCCCCUGGGCUGUGCCAACACUGUGUCUUGAGUGAGGAGCACCUGCACAGGCCGUGCUGCCCAGGCAGGGGAGUUUGCAGAUGCUCAGACUGGUCUCAUUUCCCCUGUGUGACAGUGGGGCAGCAACACGGAGACUCCCCUGGAAGGAACCAGGCCACUGGAGAUGGCACACCUAAGAGUGGCCUAAACCCAGCCCCAGGAGACAAAGCCAGCCCCAUUUGUACAGCAGCCUGUGGCAGAGCAAACACGUUUUUGCAGGAGCCUCCUGACCCCACAGAGGAGCGCAUCGGGUACCAGAAAUGCCCCAUGCACUGGUGGUGA
Molecule: messenger RNA, 1143 nt
Organism: Hirundo rustica (Barn swallow)
Lineage: Eukaryota; Metazoa; Chordata; Aves; Passeriformes; Hirundinidae
Gene: IHO1
Product: interactor of HORMAD1 1
Exons: 8
Coding region: 1-1143 (380 amino acids)
Biological process (GO): DNA recombination; meiotic DNA double-strand break formation; homologous chromosome pairing at meiosis
Cellular component (GO): condensed nuclear chromosome
Source: RefSeq, a predicted model, not a curated record